AUGGUCCGCUUCAAGCACCGUUACCUCCUCGUCUCGCUCAUCUUCCCCGACUCGCUCCUCCCGCCGCAACCAGGCGACGCCGACCCAUUCGCCCCACCGGCCCUGUCCGAGUCGAGCUUGAUCAGCCUCCUGCGGGACAGCCUCGCCGUCAACUUUGGCGAUGUCGGCGCAGGCGAGGUCGGUGGCACCUUCAGCAUCAAGUACCUCUCGCCGUCGACGUCGACCAUGAUCCUGCGCGUCUCGCGCGAGCACCACCGCACCCUGUGGGCCGCUCUCACCCUCUUGCGCAAGGUCGGCGGCGUCGAGUGCGUCGCGCGCGUCGUUCACGUCUCUGGCACGAUCCGCAAGACGCAGCACGCCGCCAUGGCGCACGACCGCGCCGCCAUCCUCCUGUCGGCCUCUCGGGCGCACGCACGCGCUCGGCGACAAGGCGCGGCGACUGCCUCGGCGACGGGCAAGGUCAAGGGCCGGGCGGGCGCGGCGGCGGGCGCGAGCGAGGACAUGGACGGCGCGAGCCUCGACGCAGAGACGGAGCGGCGGCUGCGCGAGAGCGAGGAGCGGAUUGCGGCGAUGGAGGCGUGA
Molecule: messenger RNA, 582 nt
Organism: Rhodotorula graminis WP1
Lineage: Eukaryota; Fungi; Basidiomycota; Microbotryomycetes; Sporidiobolales; Sporidiobolaceae
Exons: 4
Coding region: 1-582 (193 amino acids)
Biological process (GO): tRNA 5'-leader removal
Cellular component (GO): ribonuclease P complex
Source: RefSeq, a predicted model, not a curated record